Messenger RNA from Pyrus x bretschneideri (Chinese white pear), 1718 nucleotides. Its product is annotated as RING-H2 finger protein ATL16-like. The transcript has a single exon. The record is from RefSeq and is a predicted model, not a curated record. Gene Ontology annotation, molecular function: transferase activity. Gene Ontology annotation, biological process: protein ubiquitination. NCBI's taxonomy places the organism in Eukaryota, Viridiplantae, Streptophyta, Magnoliopsida, Rosales, Rosaceae. The coding region runs from base 500 to 1576 and encodes 358 amino acids.
UUUCUAGCCAAACUUCUCGUGGGAAGGCAAACUCCCCAACUACGCGUAGGUACUCACAGUCCGAGUCGUCUCAACUCCGAGUCUCCCCAACCUUAAAAAGAAAAAGUUGGGCAGAGAGCACAUUUUCAUUGAAUUGCAGGUUACUUCCAUGUCCCUCAUCAUUUAUUUCCACCUGGUUUUCCUCUUUUUCUCUCAUCUCAUUACUUCUAGCUCAUUCUUCCAUUUUACUUUAGAGCCACCUUUCUUCCAACCUUCAUCUACUCAAAAAACUGAAAAAAUAUAUGGGUUUUCUAGAUCUUUGGAAAUCUCACUUCUUGUGAGUUUCAUGUUCUUUUUUUUUUUUUUUUUUUUUUUGUAUUUUUCUUGUAUUGGAGGAGUGGUUUUGAACUCAGGACAUGAGGUGCGAGGGUGAAAUUUUUUAUUUUUUAGUUCCUGUAUAAGUUUCAAGGUUUAAGAAAAAACCCCAUUUAUUUUAUUGUUCAUACCCUCAUUUUUUUUCAUGGAUCUUGGAAGCAAAAGCUAUUUGAUCCAUGUGUCACAAGCUCUUCCUCCAUCAACAACUCCAGGAAGCUCCAUUUUUGGAACUCCGAUUCACCAUUCCGACACAAGCUUCCCCAUUAUAGCAGUUGCCGGAAUAGGAAUUGUAGCCACAGCUUUCUUGCUCGUCAGCUACUACAUCUUUGUUAUCAAAUGCUGCCUCAACUGGCACCGUGUCGACAUCCUCAGGCGAUUCUCAUUGUCGCGCAAUAGGCGGGACGAAGACCAGCUCAUGGUCUACUCCCCCCGUGUAGAGACCCGGGGGCUCGACGAAGCAGUGAUCAGAUCAAUCCCAUUGUUGCAAUUCAAGAAAGAUGGAAAUUAUAUAGGAUUGGGAGAGGGAAGCUUUUGCGAGUGUGCGGUUUGCUUGAAUGAGUUUCAAGAAGACGAGAAGCUUCGAAUCAUACCGAAUUGCAGCCAUGUUUUCCACAUUGAUUGUAUUGAUGUUUGGCUUCAAAGCAAUGCCAAUUGCCCACUUUGUAGAACAAGCAUUUCAACCACACCCAGAUUUCCUUUUGAUCGAACUGUCGCUCCAAGCUCUUCGCCCCAAGAUCCAAGUCCUUACGCAGGUAGCCUCAGUGGAGGCGAUGAAGACUACGUGGUUAUUGAAUUGAGCAACGACAACACGAUGGAUCAAGCAAUGCUUGGAAGACAAGGAAGAUCGAAUUCCGGGGAGUUAUCACUAUCAGUAAGAUCUAUUAGUCCUUCACCAAGGAAAUUGGAACACAGAGUUUUGCCCAAGAAAUUUGAGAGAAAAUUUCACAACAUGAUUACAAGCAUGGGGGAUGAAUGCAUUGAUAUCAGAGGGAAAGAUGAUCAGUUUUCAAUCCAACCAAUAAGGAGGUCUUUCUCAAUGGACUCAUCAGCUGAUAGGCAGCUUUAUUUGGCAGUUCAAGCAGCAAUGCAGCAGCAAAGGCAAAUCAGUGAGGUCAGUCCCACUGAAGGUUGCAGUAGUGCUAGGGUUAGAAGAUCUUUCUUUUCUUUUGGUAAUGGUAGGGGAUCUAGAAAUGCAAUUCUGCCUGUUUAUUUGGAGCCAUAAGACAAAUUUUUUGUUUGGACUUUUGCAAGUUUUUAGUGUUUUUGUGAGAUAGAAAUUUUAGAUGUACUAUUGGGAGGUUACAUGAUUUCCUAAUGUUACAUAGCCACAUUCAAUUGAAAUUUGAAAGCAUAGCUUUACUUUA